AUGGAACAAGGGAACCUCACAUGGGCAUCAGAUUUUGUCUUCCUGGGGCUCUCACAGACUCGGGAGGUCCAGUGUUUCCUGUUUUUAAUGUUCCUGUUUGUCUACAUCACCACUGUUAUGGGAAACAUCCUUAUCAUCAUCACAGUGACCUCUGAUUCCCAGCUCCACACACCCAUGUACUUUCUGCUCCGAAACCUGGCUGUCCUAGACCUCUGUUUCUCUUCAGUCACUGAGCCCAAAAUGCUAGUGGACCUCCUCUCUGAGAAGAAAACCAUCUCCUACCAGGGCUGCAUGGGCCAGAUCUUCUUCUUCCACUUUUUGGGAGGUGCCAUGGUCUUCUUCCUCUCAGUGCUGGCCUUUGACCGCCUCAUUGCCAUCUCCCGGCCCCUCCACUAUGUCACCAUCAUGAACAGUCAGCUCUGUGUGGGGCUGGUGGUGGCCGCCUGGGUGGGAGGCUUUGCCCACUCCAUUGUCCAGCUGGCUCUGAUGCUCCCACUGCCCUUCUGUGGCCCCAACAUUUUGGAUAACUUCUACUGUGAUGUUCCCCAAGUACUGAGACUUGCCUGCACUGACAUCUCCCUCCUGGAGUUCCUCAUGAUCUCCAACAGUGGGCUGCUGGAUGUCAUCUUGUUCUUCCUCCUCCUGACCUCCUACUUGUUCAUCCUGGUGAUGCUGAGGUCGCAUCCAGGGGAGGCAAGAAGGAAGGCAGCUUCCACCUGCACCACCCACAUCAUUGUGGUUUCCAUGAUCUUUGUUCCAAGCAUUUACCUCUACGCCCGGCCCUUCACCCCAUUCCCUAUGGACAAAGUUGUGUCCAUCGGCCACACAGUCAUGACCCCCAUGCUCAAUCCCAUGAUCUAUACCCUGAGGAACCAGGACAUGCAGGCAGCAGUGAGAAGAUUAGGGAGACACUGGCUGGUUUGACAGUGACAAAGGUAGGUUGCUUCUCUUUGGCUUUCUCUUCCCUUUGUGAAGUGGAGAGGGAGCUACUACAUCUGCUGUCUUCAUAGUGUGUUGAGAGUCAUCGUAGCAGGGAAUGAAUUUUGAAACUAAGCAACUUCGUGUUUUAGGAAAAAAGAAAGGAUCCUCUUUGGUGGUUAAGGUUUGUGAUAAAGAGUUUUAACACACGCGCAACAAUGAAAAUUGUUCACACGGCCCCUGAAAACCACGCCCUCCUUUUCCCCUUAUUGGUAGACAGUUUCCUGUUGACAGCAUUUCCCCUGUGAGAACAUUUCUAUUUUCAGUAUUUUGAGCCCUCUUCCCAAUACUCCCUUUUGGUGUGAGUCUGGGUUGUUGGGAACAGCACAGAAUUUGGAGGCUUAAGCUCUAAAUUAGAGGCCCUGACCCAUCAUUGACCAAACUGAUGACUUUGAAUAAGCCGCCC
Molecule: messenger RNA, 1384 nt
Organism: Chlorocebus sabaeus (green monkey)
Lineage: Eukaryota; Metazoa; Chordata; Mammalia; Primates; Cercopithecidae
Gene: OR4D2
Product: olfactory receptor family 4 subfamily D member 2
Biological process (GO): G protein-coupled receptor signaling pathway
Cellular component (GO): membrane
Molecular function (GO): olfactory receptor activity; G protein-coupled receptor activity
Source: RefSeq, a predicted model, not a curated record